AUGGCAUCUUCAACAGCUACGGCUGCACACCCUGCCCCGCCGUCCCUCUCUCUGCCGCCAUCGCAAUUCGCCCGACUGCAGCCACACGCCUACCUACUCGCCCACUUAUCGCCUCCUACCUCUAGCAACCAGCCCUCCAUCCGAGCCAAUGGCCGAUCUGCCUCCCAAUUCCGCGUGACCUCUGCGAACACAGGCUCAUUGACACAUACAAACGGCAGCGCCGUCGUGAGAAUUGGCGAUACUGCAGCCGUAUGCGGUGUGAGAGCAGAAAUCCUGCACACAGACGAUAUUGCCUCGUGGAGCGUGUCCCGGGCACCGUCAUCAGAUGCAUCCAACAAGCGACAAAAGUUAGCGGACGACCCUGAAGCCGACGACGACGAUGAUGAUGAAUCGCACAUCGAAGAUCUCAGUCUGCUUGUCCCCAAUCUCUCGCUGAGCACCGGCUGUGCACCUGGUUUCAUUCCCAGUGCGCCACCAUCGCCCCUGGCACAGUCAUUGUCUCAUCAAAUUCUUUCAUUGCUCCAUGGGACUCGACUGGUUCGUGCGGAGGACCUGCGGAUCUGGCACCAGCCGCCGAAUUUUGGAGCGGAGGAAUUAGAACGCCAUAACGAGGGUGAGCAGAUGGAUGUGGACGCGGAUCAAGACCAGAAGGAUACCAAGAACCGCGAGAUCAAGGCAUUCUGGGUCCUGUACAUCGAUAUCAUGAUUAUUUCGCUCGCGGGCAAUCCAUUUGACGUUGCCUGGGCGGCUGUCUUGGCUGCUCUUCGGGAUACGAAGCUUCCCAAGGCCUGGUGGGAUGUCGAUAAUGAGAUGGUGCUGUGCUCAGAUGAUGUCUCGGAGGCACGGACGCUAUCUUUGCGCGGUAUGCCCGUGGCGAGCUCGUAUGGUGUCUUCGAGGCCGAUGCUGCUGCUGGAUGGAGAGCGGUGAUUAUCCCCGACGCGGAAGAAGAGAAGAAGAUUGAAGAAAGCCAAAAGAAGGGCAUGCAACGGAGGUGGAUUUUGGCAGACCCUGAUGGGUAUGAGGAGGGCAUGACCGAGGAGAGAAUUUGCGUCGUUGUCGACAAGAAGAACGGUGGAAAGGGGAAGACCGUGAUUGUGAAGCUGGAGAAGAAUGGCGGAUGGGCUGUGGACAGUAAAGACCUGAAGCAGCUUGUGGAUCUUUCUGCGCAAAGAUGGGACGAGAUGAAGCAGAUCUUUGAGCAAUGUUGA
This is a messenger RNA of Aspergillus wentii DTO 134E9, 1209 nucleotides long. Its product is annotated as 3' exoribonuclease family protein. Gene Ontology annotation, biological process: TRAMP-dependent tRNA surveillance pathway; U1 snRNA 3'-end processing; nuclear polyadenylation-dependent mRNA catabolic process. The coding region runs from base 1 to 1209 and encodes 402 amino acids. Gene Ontology annotation, cellular component: nuclear exosome (RNase complex); cytoplasmic exosome (RNase complex). Lineage: Eukaryota; Fungi; Ascomycota; Eurotiomycetes; Eurotiales; Aspergillaceae. The transcript has a single exon. The record is from RefSeq and is a predicted model, not a curated record.